Molecule: messenger RNA, 720 nt
Organism: Laetiporus sulphureus 93-53
Lineage: Eukaryota; Fungi; Basidiomycota; Agaricomycetes; Polyporales; Laetiporaceae
Exons: 3
Source: RefSeq, a predicted model, not a curated record
AUUUCAGGGACUGUCGCACCUCACCGGGGAUACAUUCUUCUCCACACCCACCGUCCUCCUCCCGAGUACCCUGCCAAAUUUAAGUCGCCACUCUUCCGCGAACUGACACGGAGGACAAUGAAAUGGGGCGCUCUCGUCAAUUUUUCCUGGUCUCCAGAUCAGGCUGUCCAUCCUGACUACUCUGGCAUGGGCGAGCAUUUUACGGAUGGCCUUGAGAUGUAUCGCGCUACUGCGUUCUCCAUUCUCGGCCACCGGCUGGACGUUCCAGAAGUAUCCAUGGCGAACAUAGAUGCUGUCGAACAGAAUCUCCGGUUGCAUGUCGAAGCAGUAGAGUCAAAGUAUGCACUGAUUUCCCGAGAUACACAAUUGCACCUCUACGUGUGCACGCACGCACAGCGCGAUUGCAGAUGUGGCGACACGGGCGGAGAAGUCGCGCACGCUCUACGACAAGAAGUGCAGAAACGUGAAAUGUCCGCAAAGCAAGUCUUGGUAGGCGAAGUCGGCCAUGUCGGCCAGCAUAAAUUUGCGGCCAACCUCUUGGUAUUCCCUUACGGUGAUUGGUUGGGAACUCUGCAGGAGUUCGACGUUUCGACAGUCCUAGAUGAGAUCCUCGAGAAGCAUCAAUCUCAUACUACUGUUUCUCUGAAUGCUCCUCCAAUCGGUGGGAUACACUGGCGCGGGCGCAUGGGUCUAGACAAAGAGAUGCAGAAAGCGAUGAUG